AUCAGGGAAUCGGGAAGAAUGGUGUGACGGGCGGAGGGAGACGCUGGAGCCAGGAUGGCGGUUGCUGGGGUCGAUUCCGAGGCACCGUCUCGCGACUGGAAACGGACGCUGAAGGAUAGCUUGGCUGUUGUGGCCUCCCAGAAACCUAAAACAUCUGACCAAGAACCAAAGGACAAUGAGAUGGAUCUCUUCACCAAGUAUUAUGUUGAAUGGAGAGGGGGCAGGAAAAAGAACAACCUAUCUUACAAAAGCAUCCCGAGAUUUUAUUAUAGGCUUCCAGCAGAAGAUGAAAUUCUGUUGCAGAAAUUAAGGGAAGAAUCCAGGGCAGUAUUUCUUCAAAGGAAGAGUAGAGAAUUGUUGGAUAAUGAAGAGCUACAGAAUUUGUGGUUUUUGCUAGACAAACAUCAAACCCCUCCCCUGAUAGGAGAGGAAGCAAUGAUAAAUUAUGAAAACUUUCUGGAGGUCAAAGAGAAAGCUGGACAGAAAUGCAAGCAGUUUUUUGCAGCUAAGAUCUUCGCAAAACUCUUGCACAAUGAUGCAUAUGGAAGGAUCUCCAUAAUGCAGUUCUUCAACUAUGUCAUGAGAAAAGUUUGGCUGCAUCAAACAAGGAUAGGUCUGAGUUUAUAUGAUGUAGCUGGUCAAGGAUAUCUUCGUGAAUCUGAUUUGGAAAAUUACAUUUUGGAGUUGAUUCCAACUUUACCACAGCUUGAUGGCUUAGAAAAGUCCUUCUAUUCAUUCUAUGUGUGCACUGCUGUUAGAAAGUUCUUUUUCUUUCUCGACCCACUCCGAACAGGUAAGAUAAAAAUCCAAGAUAUUUUGGCCUGCAGCUUCUUGGAUGAUUUGUUGGAGCUCAGAGAUGAGGAGCUGUCUAAGGAAAGUCAAGAAUCAAAUUGGUUUUCUGCACCUUCUGCAUUGAGAGUAUAUGGUCAGUACUUAAAUCUAGAUAAAGAUCACAAUGGAAUGCUCAGCAAAGAAGAGUUAUCGCGUUAUGGUACUGGAACUCUUACGGGUGUGUUUUUGGAUAGGGUUUUUCAGGAGUGCCUAACGUAUGAUGGAGAAAUGGAUUACAAGACCUAUUUGGAUUUUGUUCUUGCUUUGGAAAACCGAAAGGAACCUGCUGCUCUCCAAUAUAUCUUUAAAUUACUAGAUAUGGAAAAUAAGGGUUACCUUAAUGUUUUUUCCCUAAACUUCUUCUUCAGGGCUAUACAAGAGCAAAUGAAACUUCAUGGGCAGGAGCCAGUUUCCUUUCAGGAUGUUAAGGAUGAAAUCUUUGACAUGGUUAAACCCAAAGAUCCAUAUAAAAUCACCCUUCAAGAUUUAAUAAGCAGUGGACAAGGAGACACCGUCAGCAGUAUUCUAAUUGAUCUGAAUGGUUUUUGGACUUAUGAAAACAGAGAAGUUCUUGUUGCAAAUGACAAUGAUGGUAGUGCUGAUCUGGAUGAUUCAUGAUUCUAUUAAUACAACUGACUCUUGUACUGAGUUUGUAAAUGAUAAAUAGUCAAAUUUUUAUUAAAGUUGUGUAGUAUACAAAA
Molecule: messenger RNA, 1532 nt
Organism: Hemiscyllium ocellatum (epaulette shark)
Lineage: Eukaryota; Metazoa; Chordata; Chondrichthyes; Orectolobiformes; Hemiscylliidae
Gene: ppp2r3c
Product: protein phosphatase 2, regulatory subunit B'', gamma
Exons: 13
Coding region: 55-1449 (464 amino acids)
Biological process (GO): cortical cytoskeleton organization; microtubule cytoskeleton organization; B cell homeostasis
Cellular component (GO): spindle; centrosome
Source: RefSeq, a predicted model, not a curated record